UUUUCUAAUAUCACUUGUUUCAGGGUUGAUCUCUCCAUUAUUUAAUGUUUAUUCUUUCUGUGCUGUUACAGAAAAAUGGAAAUUACCACUCCUCCGACAUCCAAGUGUAUCAUGUACUGGAAGAGGAAAGUCAAGUCUGAGUACAUGCGUCUGCGGCAGCUCAAGAGGUUCCAGGCAAACAUGGGAGCAAAGGCUCUCUUUGUGGCCAACUUUGCGAAGGUUCAUGAAAAGACUCAGAUCCUUAAUGAGGACUGGAAGAAACUUCGGGUGCAGCCAGUGCAGCUGAUGAAGCCAGUCAGUGGGCAUCCGUUCCUGAAACAGUGCACUGUUGAGAGCAUUUUCCCAGGAUUUCCAAGCCAGACAUUGUACAUGAGGACCCUGAACACAGUGGCACUGGUGCCCAUUAUGUACUCCUGGUCCCCUCUUCAGCAGAAUUUCAUGGUGGAGGAUGAAACAGUUCUGUGCAAUAUCCCGUACAUGGGCGAUGAGGUGAAGGAAGAAGAUGAAACUUUCAUUGAAGAACUUAUUAAUAACUAUGAUGGCAAAGUUCAUGGAGAGGAAGAAAUGAUCUCAGGGUCAGUCCUCAUCAGUGAUGCUGUGUUCCUGGAGCUGGUGAAUGCUCUGAAUCAGUACUCGGACGAGGAAGAGGAAGGACACAACGAUUCUGAGGUGAAGCAGGAGGAUGGAAAAGAGGAGCUGCCAGUGACAAGGAAAAGAAAGCGAAUUGCAGUGGAAGGUAACAAGAAGUGUUCCAAGAAGAGGUUCCCCAAUGACAUGAUAUUCACUGCUAUUUCUUCCAUGUUUCCUGAGUAUGGCUUCCCAGAGGAUAUGAAAGAAAGGUACCGGGAGCUCACAGAAGUGUCCGACCCCAACGUGCUGCCCCCACAGUGCACCCCCAACAUCGACGGGCCGUGCGCCAAGUCGGUGCAGCGGGAGCAGUCCCUGCACUCCUUCCACACCCUCUUCUGCCGCCGCUGCUUCAAGUACGACUGCUUUCUGCAUCGUAAGUGCCGCCUCAGCCGGACGCUUCCCUAGAGCCCUUUCUCCUCAGUUUUCCUCUGCACGCCUUGCUUAGUCCGUGCUGGAGUCUCUGGAGGGUGGUGCCUCGUGAGUGUGCAGUGGGGCCUUGGGAGCUGACAGAAGCCUUUGGCACGGACGGCUCCGCUCUGGGCUCCCACGGACGGCAGACC
Zonotrichia albicollis (white-throated sparrow) is the source of this 1190-nucleotide messenger RNA. The record is from RefSeq and is a predicted model, not a curated record. NCBI's taxonomy places the organism in Eukaryota, Metazoa, Chordata, Aves, Passeriformes, Passerellidae.